GGAUUUACAAUUGGCUGCGGUACGGCUCCAGUAUUUGAAUUACUCACGUUGUCUAGAUUUGCUUUUUAAUUAAUAAUGUCUAGUCAACCGAUAUCCAGACAUCGGAAACAGCACUUUCCUCGUUUAGAACGUCGAAAAUUAAUUACUCCUCUAUCUCAAAAUCUUCCUCUCCAAGAAUAUGAUUCAGAUGAAGAUCCAGUUUAUAUUUCUAAACAUCCACGAAGUUCAUUAAUAUCCACUAGUCAUAAACCAUUCCGUCCAGUCAAACCAGAUUCAAAAGAUACCAAUGGAUCGUCUGGUCGUCCUGAUAAACGUGCUAGAGAUGAACACAAUGAACAAGAACGUAGUCGUCGACGUGAACUUGCUGUUAUUUAUGAAUUGAUUCGAUGUAGUUUUUCAAAUGAUGAUUUACGAUAUCUUGGUCAUUGUAAUGGUCCUAAAUCAGUUGAUAAAUUAUCAUAUCCACAAGUUUUACAAAUAGCUUACCAAUUAUUACGUGAAGAACAGCAUAAUUUGACUUUAUUUGAAAAAUCUUUAAAUGAUCUGAAAUUAAUUGAAAAAGAAUUUGUCCGUGCCGGUCUCCCAGUACCUGAAAGACCUAAAUGUCCUUAUAUAUUAGAUACUUAUCGAAAAAUGGUUCAACUUGUCGAUAAUUUACUACGUCAUGACAAACUUGCUCGAUCUGUUGAUGGUGUUUAUGAGGUGACUCCUGCAGAACGUGCAGCUAUUGGUGACCAAGAAAUGUCAUUUCUUUUACCACGUUCACAUCAUACAUCUACUAGUACUAGUACUACAACAGAUUAUUCCGAUCGAAUCAGAGGACGAAGAUCGUUUAACCUUAUCAAUCGGUCAAAUUAUACUGAUAAUUAUUUAGAACGAGAUGAUACAAGGAGUUGUUUUUCUAAUUGGUCAAAUGUUUCUGCAACUCAAUCCAAAUUUAAGCGCUCCUCUUCUUCCGCGUCACUUGAUUAUGGCGCAGAGGAUGAUACUGACUCAAAUCUCUUACCGCCUACACCUCCAUCGAUUAAUCAUCUGUGUAGUACUACUUCUACUUGUAAUAAUGAUAAUAAUAAUAAUAAUAAUAUUAGUAGCAAUGAAUGGUUAGGCAAUCCUGAAUUCCUGGAUAUUUUAUCCGAACUCAAAGAAGAUCCUGAUAGGAAUGAAUUUGAAGCACCAACUGAAGAAAUUGAUGAUAUAGAUGUUGAUGGUCUUUUGUUGAAUUUCAUCUCGGACGAAACACUUAACUAAAUUGUCUUUAAAUAAAUUACACAUGUAUAUGUAUAUAGAAAAUUAUGUGUAUCCAUAUCCUUGCUUUUCAUCAUGUUGUGCCUUCUUAUAUUAUCUUUCAUUUAUAUAUAUAUUGCUACCGUUCAUUACAUUUCAUUAUUGUUACUAUUAUUAUUAUUACUAUUAUUAUUCCCGAUUUCGAUAUAAUACUAUUAGCUUGUUUUGUAUUGCUUUCUUCUAUAAUCUUUAUAACUCAAUAGUGUCUAUGUAUGUACUUCAUUAUUACCAUUAAUUUAAUCAUCAUCACUAGUGUUUCAUAAGUACAUUCAACAAGAACUUUACGACACUGAAAAAUGCUUCAAUUACCAUGUUCAUGUUGCAUUACACACACAUUUAUAUAUAUAUAAAUCAUGUUUUUGACAGACAUUGUGGAUCAAAGUAAUUACCUUGUGUUUUCUUUUUUUAUCUUACACUUAUCGUUGUAGUAGCCUUAGUGUGUGUGUUUGUGAGUGUAUGCGUACGAAACAAUUUCAAUUCACGUUAUUAUCAACGUAAUAGUCAGUCAUGUUUUCUAAAAAGAAAAAAAACGAAUGAUCACAUGAUAGAUAAUGAGUAAACAACAUAAACGUGUUCAUGAUCAUAUUUUAAAGAAUUCAUUCUUA
Messenger RNA from Schistosoma margrebowiei, 1889 nucleotides. Lineage: Eukaryota; Metazoa; Platyhelminthes; Trematoda; Strigeidida; Schistosomatidae. The record is from the annotation of a GenBank genome assembly.